Messenger RNA from Penicillium concentricum, 1398 nucleotides. It is a transcript of the gene fgaCat, whose product is annotated as catalase easC. The coding region runs from base 1 to 1398 and encodes 465 amino acids. Gene Ontology annotation, cellular component: mitochondrion; cytoplasm; peroxisome. Gene Ontology annotation, molecular function: catalase activity; heme binding. Gene Ontology annotation, biological process: hydrogen peroxide catabolic process; response to hydrogen peroxide. The record is from RefSeq and is a predicted model, not a curated record. The transcript has 2 exons. Lineage: Eukaryota; Fungi; Ascomycota; Eurotiomycetes; Eurotiales; Aspergillaceae.
AUGUCUCCAAACGAUGCAAAGAAAUGCCCCGUCAUGGGACACGCACCCUCAUCAAAGUCCAGCGUUGGACCCAAGGAUAUUUACACUUUGGAGGCAUUGUCCCAUUUCAAUCGAGAAAAGAUCCCCGAGCGAGUCGUCCAUGCCCUGGGAGCCGGGGCUUACGGAGAGUUUGAGGUGACACACGACAUCUCCGACAUCUGCAACAUUGACAUGCUCCUUGGGGUCGGCAAAAAGACACCACUGGUGACACGCUUUUCCACAACUGGUCUGGAGCGGGGCUCUUCAGAUGGGGUACAAGAUCUUAAGGGCAUGGCCACUAAAUUUUUCACCAAGGAUGGGGACUGGGAUUGGGUUUUUCUCAAUUUCCCGUUCUUCUUCAUCCGUGAUCCCGCCAAGUUUCCCGAUAUGAUUCAUUCGCAACGAAGGGACCCCCAAACCAACCGACUAAGCCCUAACCUGUUCUGGGACUUUGUGACGAAUAAUCACGAAUCGAUCCAUAUGACGCUGCUGCAAUACAGUGACUUUGGCCGGAUGUUCACCUGGCGCACGCUGAGCAGUUAUGCAGGACAUGCAUUCAAAUGGACCAUGCCCGAUGGUUCGUUCAAGUAUGUCCAUUUCUUUCUGGCUUCGGACCGUGGGCCCAACUUCACAGAUGGUGCCGGCGUACCCAUGGAUCGUAGCGAUCCUGAUUUCGGAAGCAAAGACCUCUUUGAAGCGAUCGAGCGUGGUGAUUAUCCAACCUGGACAGCCAAUGUGCAGGUCGUGGAUCCGAAAGACGCGCACCGUCUAGGGUUCAAUAUUCUUGACGUCACCAAGCACUGGAACCUGGGCACGUAUCCCCAGGGCCUGGAGAAGAUUCCCUCGCGACCUUUUGGCAGGCUCACUCUGAACCGCAACGUGAAGAACUAUUUCACGGAGGUCGAGCAGCUGGCCUUCUCACCAUCGCACAUGGUUCCGGGCGUCGAGGCUUCCGAAGAUCCGAUCCUACAGGCGCGCAUGUUUGCGUACCCCGAUGCGCAACGGUAUCGUCUAGGGACUAUCCCAUCAACUCCACCGACUCGCACGCCAUCGGCCCUAAAGUCGGAGGCCGGGCUGGGCCCGGAGUUCGCCGAAUGGGUCGCGCAGGUAUCUUCGGACGAAUGGUCUAGCUCUCAUGCGGAUGAUUAUAAGUUUGCGCGAGAGUAUUACGAGAUCCUUCCGGACUUUCGGAGUCAAGAUUUCCAGGAUCGAAUGGUAGAGAGGAUUGUUUCCUCGGUGGCGCAGACCAGCGAAGAAAUUCGAAACAAGGUGUAUCGCACCUUUGCCCUCGUUUCCUCCGAGUUAGCCACCCGGGUGAAGGAGGGGGUUGAGAAAGGUGAUGAAACUAGUAAGGUACAAGGUAUCCAGUCGAGGUUGUAG